AUGGACCUAACACGGAACUACGGAAUACAAUUCUAUGAGUUGACGACGUCUGAUGGAUACGUGUUGAAUAUGGAAAUGUAUAGUGGACACAGCAGCAACCAUGCUAACGAUAACAGCAAAACAGAAAAAGAAAACGAUGGCCAUUUUACUUUAAGAGGAAAACUGAAGACGCAUACUAAUGGUACCCUCAGGUCUAAUCGUCGAGGUAAUCCAAAGGUUCUAGUAAAGCAAAAACUGAAGCUCGGUGAACAUUUUUGGAUGAGAAAAAAGCGAGUGUAUUUGGCCAAAUGGAAAGACAAACGAGAUGUUCUAGUGAUUACCACCAAAAAUCAUCCACGUAUGAUCACAGUAAGGAAUAGGUAUGGGAAAGAAGAAAAUAAGCCAGAAGAAGUAGUCAUAUAUAACGUACACAUGUCAGAAGUGGACUUUCUUGCAGCCGAAAUAGAAAAAGGAAAAGAACACUGUACCGCUGAAAAUGACUUCGCUGAGAGUACACCAGGCACAUCUCAAUCAGAUAUAGAGCCUCCUAGUCUAGACAACGUUCCACCUGGGCCAUGUGAAUCUGAAAGUGAUGACGACGAAACAGAGCUGGUGUUAGCAGAUGAUGACUUAGAUAUGGAUGAUAUGCCUGGACAAAAGAAACCAGAUGAUUUAGAUGCGGAAUGCAUCUUUUGUGAAAGCAGAUUUUCCGAAGACCGCAAAGGAGAACUGUGGGUUCAAUGUUUAAUGUACAAUAUGUGGUGUCAUGUCGAUUGUGCAGGUGCUGAUAAGGAUGAUUAUGCGAUUUUUCCCAUGUCCUCGCAGAUGAUACGUAAAAAAUGUUCUGCUGCACCUUUCUGGCGCUGUGAAUCUGAGAGAAAAAAAAACAAUACUUUAAAUAUGCAAAUGAGAUACAGUCUGUCUUGUGCCAUCAUCGCUACCCACAGUUUGAGAUCCUCCGGAAACAAUUGUGUAGUUAAAAUGCCUACCGAAUAUAAACGCAAAGGUAGUGUUUGUCGAGGGAAAUGGUCAGAACAAGAUUUACAACAAGCUAUAGAGGCUGUACAAGAAGGUAGAGUAGGUGUUCGAGAAGCCGUUCGUUCCUUUGGUGUGCCAAACACAACACUUCGACGACGCUUGAGAAGUGGCAAUCAUAGAAAGCUUCCGUUGGGACCAGUAUCUACUUUAGGACAAGAAAACGAAAUUAAAUUGGUCAAUCAUAUUAAAAAACUACAAAAGUUUGGAUUUUCGCCAUCACGAACAACUGUACGCUCUAUGGCAUUUGAAUUAGCCCAGAAAUUAAAUCUCCCACAUAAAUUCAAUAUUGAAAGACGUUGUGACAUCUUAUUUUAA
Messenger RNA from Acanthoscelides obtectus, 1332 nucleotides. The record is from the annotation of a GenBank genome assembly. Lineage: Eukaryota; Metazoa; Arthropoda; Insecta; Coleoptera; Chrysomelidae.